GAUAGAAGUUUUAAUUAUACAGCCAGUUCAUGUUGCAUACCAAGUCAGAAUUCCACUAUGGGCGAUGUGAAUGUGAUCAGAGAAAGCUAGCUCACAACAACAUGGAAUUUUCUCAAACUUUAUAUGCACGUUUUUGUAACAUGUAAAGAAACCUUUACCACGUAAAUGAAGCCAGCCAGCAUCAAGAGUAUUCACGUGCAAAGAAAGAAAAGUUGUUGUUUCUCAUUGGUACCCAUAUUCCGGUUGAUAAGAUGGAGCCUAAGGUCACCGAGCCGAGAAACAGGCCCCCUCGAUGUAUCAAAUGGUUAAAAAAGUAUUUCUGGGAAGGUCAGUCAUUGAGCAUGAGACAUGAAACAGCACUGAGAGAGAGUCUGAAUGACUACACUCCAUGGUACAAAGUUGUCCUGGUCAAACAUCGUCGUGUUGUGGGUCUUCUUUUACCCGCCUUGUUCUUCCACUUUUUCUGGUGGGGAAUCUUCAUCAAGUACGAUCUUUGGCAUCUGUUUCUAGACAAGUACUACAUGAGUAUUACCAUGAUAUUCGGCUCCAUGAUUGCAGGAAUGACAAGCGAAGGAGGAGGUGCUGUAGCUUAUCCCGUCAUGACCUUGGCAUUCAACAUCAAACCAAGUGUAGCACGUGACUUCUCGCUCAUGAUUCAGUCAUGUGGGAUGUCGGCUGCUGCAAUCACUAUCUUCUUUAUGAAAGUUCGUCUUGAGUACGCAUCGUUAAUCUUCUGUUCUCUGGGAGGAGUGGCUGGUAUGAUUUUUGGUUUACACGUCAUAGACCCAGUCCUCACUCCGCCAUACAAGAAAAUGUGUUUUGUCUGCAUCUGGUUCACUUUUGCGUUCGCUCUUUUUCUCCUCAACCGAUACAGAAAACGAACAACGUACAAAACCAUCCCUGACUUCAAAAUCUGGAAGGGAAUUGUCCUCUUUCUCACUGGCUUCGUUGGUGGAAUAUUUUCUUCAUUCGCCGGAAGUGGUUUGGAUAUCUGUAGCUUCAGCGUGUUGACGUUACUUUUCCGCGUGACAGAGAAAACAGCCACGCCUACGUCAGUCAUCUUAAUGGCGGGAAACACACUGGUUGGUUUCUACUGGAGACACGUGAUGAUGGAUGGGGGGAUCUCUAAGGAAGCCUGGGAAUUCAUGGGUGUAUGUGUACCCAUCGUGGUGUUUGGUGCCCCCUUGGGUUCUGUUAUUGGUACCCAUUUCCAUCGCUUGGUCCUUGCUGCUCUCAUUUAUAUCAUCGAUACAGUGGCCUUGGUAAGCGCGUUUUGCCUGGUCCCUCUUACACCCUGGUUGAUUGGCACUUCAGUCGGCAUUAUUGUGUUUGGGUUCAUAUUCUUUUUCAUUAUUACUAAAGUUGGUGAACGCCUCAUGAUGAAUAUCAAUAAGAGGAGGACUGGGAACGAGGAACUAGAGUCUUGUGAGGAGCCUGACAUCUAUGAAAACAAACUAGAUUCCAGGCCUAAUAACGUACUCAAUGAACAAGCCCUUCACAUGAGUCCUGGUAAUGAAGAUCAAGCUGCAAGACAGUCACAGAUCGAAGAUACAUCGUUCUAGUCUCAGCCCAAUGCUACAAGACACGAUCAUAGAUUUAUGAGCAAGCUAAUUGUUUACUGUAAUUCCGCGUGACGCUCCAGAAUAGACCUCACUGGGAUGUUGUCUACUGCUGGGUCUUGGCACGUGGCCAAACACGACAACCGAAAACGACAACCAAUCAUCCAAUUGUAACCGAAGAUAGUUGUUAAAUAUUACUGGUAAUAGAAAGUAAAAUUUUUGUAAUAAAAUGUUCUUAAAUAAUUAGAAAACAACACUGUCUGUAAAGACGGUUAAGCGGAUGCUUGCUUCUGAGGACGAGCAAGUGUAUGGAUGUUAAACCCGCAAUAGACUUCUAGGAAAGUCGUUAGUUUUAUCGCGUCCACUGUUAAUAAGAAAUAAAUAGAAGCAGGCAGGUAUACUUGGCAGCUGUCACGGCCCUCGUGCUCUAUGCCACAUAAAGAAACCUCGUGCUGUAGCGAGUACAGUUUUUUUCGUACAUCCCCGUGCGUGUUUUUAAAGGUAAAAUAAGCGGUGAUAGUAAAUAAUUAGCAGAAAUAUCGCUAUAUUCUUGUGAUAUUGAAUCAUGUUUACUUUGAUCAUGUGAUUCGUUGUUUAUGAUACCUGCAAGAGACCAUGAAGGACCUGAACUUUAUUACACUUGAUACCUGAUGAUUUCCAGAUGACAGAAGACGGAUGACAAAAAGAAAAGAGAAAAAAGAAAAAAACAUUUCACGGGGAAGCAUAAACGCGUGGGUCUUCAAAGACAGUGCACGGUGUCACAAAGUUCACUCAAAGGUGUUAGUAAGCAGUUGGUUUUAUCAUAUCGUCAUGACUACCAAUUGACCGGCGACCUUAAAUAGAAAAACAAACGCGCAAACGUCGAAAUAGCAACAAUAAAAAUUGAAAUGUAAAUUUUGAAUGCACAAAACAUAAAACAUGCAUGCGGUGUUGAGAUACAGUUUCGUAGACAUUAGUAAUUCGCUUUAGCACAGUUUCCAUAAAUCCUUGAUAAAAAGUUGUUUUUCUUCUA
This is a messenger RNA of Actinia tenebrosa (Australian red waratah sea anemone), 2571 nucleotides long. RefSeq lists its product as uncharacterized. Gene Ontology annotation, cellular component: membrane. The record is from RefSeq and is a predicted model, not a curated record. Lineage: Eukaryota; Metazoa; Cnidaria; Anthozoa; Actiniaria; Actiniidae.